This is a messenger RNA of Anolis sagrei ordinatus, 5605 nucleotides long. Lineage: Eukaryota; Metazoa; Chordata; Lepidosauria; Squamata; Anolidae. The record is from RefSeq and is a predicted model, not a curated record.
CUCCUCUUCUUCUUCCUCCUCUUCCUCCUCUAUCCUUAUUCCAGGCUGGGAAUCAGCGAGGUGUCCGCCUUGUAGAACUUUCCUUUCUCUCUCUGAGAAGCCUUUUGGGUCGCUUUGGCCCCUCCGAGCUGGGAGGCGAGAGGCGUGCUUCCUCCUCCUCCUCCUCCUCCUCCUCUUCCUCCUGGUUUCCCUUUGGCACCGGCUUGGCUUGCUCCCUUCUCCCUCUCUUCCUCGCCUCUUUGGAAAGAGAAGCAUGAGAAGAAGGCUCCCAAAGCAAGAGGGGGGAGGAAAGUGACCACUCCCCCCCUCUCCUCCUCCUCCUUCUCUUCGUCCUCCCGGAUGCUUGGAUGCCGGACUGUUCCACCUGAGACCGAGGACGGGUGGGUGGGUCUCCGUGGGGGGGACCUGGGCGUCUUCCACGAACUUCACGAGAGGAGGAGGGCUUCUUUCCACCGGCUCGGAUCGAGCAUCAGCUGCCUCCAUCCCUCCCUCUCUCUCUCUUUCUCUCUCUCUCUCUCCGCACCAUUUGGGACCUCUUCCCCUACUGAAGGAAACUUCCUCGCCCACCCAAAACCGACCCCCUUUCCCUCCCCCAAAGUCCUUCCGACCCGGCUGAUUAUUGACUGAAAAAUUUACGUCUCAUCUUCCCUCCAAGAAGUCUAGAAUGAUGUAAAAUGGGCAAGAUCAUCACAUCCACACUUUGAGCAAUUCCCGACCUUCUGCAUUUUCCCCACAACUGCAAGGAGAUACCGCCACUCAUCAAAGAAUUUGUUGGUGUAGGACUCACCUGUUUAUGCCAAUUGAAAUAAGCUGAGGACAAAAGGGAAAAACAGGAGGAGAGAGAAAUGUGGACACUUUAAGAGCAGCUGAAGAAGCGGAUUGACCAAAGAGGAAUCCAGGCUCUCCCUGCCAGACCGGGACAGUUGGGAGGGAAGUGGGACGCCCCUUUGGCAAUCUGUCAGUGCCAAGCUCAGCUGCAUCCUUUCACUGAGUGAUUUCUAACCAGACUGACAGUCCUUAAAACAAGUAUGCAGUUAAGCUGCUAAGGGAUGGAGGAAGCGAGUUUGUGCCUUGGUGUUUCUUCAGCGGUGCCGGAAGCGGAUGUCCACCUCAACAGCUCCAUACUGAAUGGCCAGUACUCAAUGAGCCAGAAGUUACACCAGAUCACGUCCCAGCUCAGCCAUGCGUUUCCUGAAUUGCAGAACAGGCAGAACCCGGAGGAGAAGGCAUCCGCACUCUUAGAAGACAAGAGCCACGCGUCCAUAGCAAACCAGCCCAUCAGCAGUCAGAUGGCUCUGCUCGCCAAUCAACUGAACAGAGAGGUUGACACCACGUUGAAUGGGAGAGUAGACCUGCAGCAGUUCCUAAAUGGACAGAACCUUGGCAUCAUGUCCCAGAUGAGUGAUAUAGAGGAUGACGCCAGGAAGAACAGAAAAUACCCGUGUCCCUUGUGCGGGAAACGUUUCCGCUUCAACAGCAUCCUCUCGCUCCACAUGCGCACCCAUACAGGAGAGAAACCGUUCAAGUGCCCCUACUGCGACCACAGAGCUGCUCAGAAGGGAAACUUGAAGAUCCACCUGCGCACUCACAAACUGGGCAACCUUGGCAAAGGACGCGGGAGGGUCCGAGAAGAAAACAGGCUCUUGCACGAGCUGGAAGAGAGGGCCAUCCUGAGGGACAAACAGAUGAAAAGCAGCCUUUUGCAGCCACGAUCCGACAACAAAUCCCACCCGCAUUCCCAACCGAUGCCUCUUGCUAACUGCAAUUUGCCUGUGCCCACUAACCACAGCACCCCGGAUGUCUCCAACCCCGUUCCCUCUCCGAAACCUGCCAGUGUUCAGGAAGAAGUGGUAGCCACGGCUGCUGGAUUUAGGUGCACUUUCUGCAAAGGAAAAUUCAAGAAACGGGAAGAGUUAGACAGGCACAUUCGGAUCCUUCACAAGCCUUACAAGUGUACUUUGUGUGAUUUUGCAGCUUCCCAAGAAGAGGAGCUGAUCAGUCACGUGGAGAAAGCGCAUAUAACCGCGGAGUCGGCCCAAGGCCAGGGCUCCAACGGAAACGGAGAGCAGGCCGCCAAUGAGUUUCGAUGUGAAGUCUGCGGCCAGGUCUUUAGCCAAGCAUGGUUCCUGAAAGGCCACAUGAGGAAACACAAGGACUCCUUUGAACACUGCUGCCAGAUUUGUGGGAGGCGCUUCAAAGAGCCUUGGUUCCUCAAGAACCACAUGAAGGUCCAUCUCAACAAACUAUCCGUGAAAAACAAGUCCGCCAAUGACUCCGAAGUCCCUGUGUCCAUCGGCAGCAUGUCGCAGGAGGCUCACGCCAACCUGUACUCCAGAUACCUGUCAUGUUUGCAAAGUGGUUUCCUUCCUCCUGACAAAGCCGGACUCGGUGAACAGAACCAGACUUACAGCAAAGGAGAUUUGCCCAUGAAAGAGAGAGAAGUUCUGGGCAAGCUCCUGUCCCCUAUUGCUGGCAUUGGCCACGGCCUUGCUGAAGGCGACAAACAUUCGUUAUUGGGCUGUCUUAACCUCGUGCCUCCUCUCAAAUCCAGCUGUAUAGAAAGGCUACAAGCUGCAGCCAAAGCUGCCGAGAUGGACCCUGUAAACAGUUAUCAAGCUUGGCAGCUAAUGGCAAGAGGAAUGGCCAUGGAACAUGGUUUUUUGACUAAAGAGCACCAGAUCCAGCGAAGCCAUGAAGACACUUUGGCAAACGCUGGAGUUAUGUUUGAUAAGGAGAAGCGGGAGUACGUGCUAGUAGGAGCAGAUGGCUCCAAGCAGAAAAUGCCUGCUGAUUUGGUUCACAGCACUAAAAUGGGCAAUCAGAGAGACUUGUCAAACAAACUAGACCCUUUGGAAGGCAGCAGAGAUUUUCUGUCUCACGGUAUGAACCACGGGCAGCUCGAUUUUAACAUGCAGAGUCACAGCAAUGUGAAAGAGAAGCCAACCGAAUGCCCUGACUGUGGCAGGGUUUUCAGAACAUACCACCAAGUUGUGGUUCACUCAAGAGUCCACAAAAGAGACAGAAAGGCAGAAGACGAGAUCAUUCAGGCGAGCAUCGAAGAGCGACGUGGGUCUGGGAGCGACCAGGAAUCUCAAUCGGUCAGUAGGUCAACAACCCCAGGGUCCUCCAAUAUUACCGAGGAGAGUGGGAUGGGUGGAGGCCUCUCCCAGACAGGAAGUGCCCAAGAAGACAGCCCACAUCCUUCUUCGCCUUCCUCGUCAGACGUCGGAGAUGAAGUCGGGAGAUCUGCCGGGAUCCAGCAGCAGGCUUUGCUGAGAGACAGGAGCCUCGGGUCGGCCAUGAAAGACUGCCCCUACUGUGGGAAAACCUUCAGGACGUCACACCACUUAAAGGUUCACUUGAGGAUACACACAGGUGAAAAACCUUACAAAUGUCCCCACUGUGAUUACGCCGGCACUCAAUCUGCGUCACUGAAAUACCAUUUGGAACGACACCACCGGGAAAGGCAGAAUGGAGCUGGACCGCUUUCUGGUCAGUCUCAAAGUCAAGACCACAAAGAAGAAGCGUUGAGCAAAGGAUCCAUGUUCAUUAGACCCGAGGUCCUGAGAGGGGCUUUCAAAAGCCUUCCUGGUAUUGAUUUCCGGAGUGGCAUGGGAUCUCAACAGUGGUCACCAGGAAUGCUUUCCUCGGGAGAGCAUCCAGGCCACUCAGUUGGCAUGUCUUCAGAAGUUUCUCCUGACAAUAUGAAAAGUUCUGACUUAUCCUCCAAAGGGACACGCUUUUCCGAACUGGGACGAGCUUACCAUAGCAUGGUUGGAAAUGGGGUGAAUUUUCAAGGGUCAUUGCAAGCUUUUAUGGACAAUUUUGUGCUCAGUUCCUUGAAGAAAGAAAAAGAAAUGAAGGAGAAAGCUCUGUCUGACUGCCUUUCCACAAAGCCUCUAGGUUCAGAGAGUGGUGAGGAGAAAGUCUCCGGCAAGGCGAGGAAAACAGAAAAAUCACAAUAUGAGCCUCUUGAUCUCUCCGUGAGACCAGAUGCAACUAGUCUUCCAGGUUCAUCCAUUACAGUCCAAGACAACAUCGCUUGGCAUGGUUGCUUGUUUUGUUCUUUCACAACAUCAUCGAUGGAGUUGAUGGCUCUUCAUCUCCAAGCAAAUCAUUUAGGCAAGGCUAAGCGUAAAGAUGGUGUUUUAGGGUCAAUUCGAAAUGGUAAAGACCAAUCUAGAGAGGCCGUGGCUUCAGCAAACAAAGCCAACUUGCUUCCAACUUCCAUACAAUCCAACAAAGAUUCUGCAGUGACCAAUUUGAUUGGUCAGAUGGACCAAGGAUCCAAGGAGUCACCAGGUGAACAAAAGACUACUUCUUGGCCUGGCCACAUGGAUUCCACUUUUUAUAAUUUUGCAGCAGACUUCUAUAAGCAGUUUGGUGUUUAUUCUGGGGUGGUAGGAGCACACAAUUCUUGCGCCACUAGUGAAACUGAGAUCAAAACACCAUCUGAAGAUGAUUCCACCAUGUUGCUUUCUGACUCUGUAAAUAAAAGUGCUACUGAUGACCUGUCAGAUAUAGCUUCCUCUGAAGACAUGGAGUCAUCCAAGGAAGAAACCAUUGACGAUGAGGACAUUGAGACGGAACCCGAUCUCAUGAACAAACCGUUGUCCGGUGUGAACAAAGACGGCGCGGAGAGAGGGGACAGCAUACAAGGUGCUGCUUCCAAGGCAUCGCAAGGACUAAUGUCACCAUUGCCACCUUCUGAAAAGCAAUGGCACAGCCAGAGCCUGCUUCCUCCCCACGAAGCUGCACCAAGUGCAAUGAAACCUGAACAAGAUCACAGUCCACAUGUUCUAGAGAAGCAAGUAAACAUGUUGUCGGUCCUAAGAGCCUACAGCUCUGAUGGCUUAGCAGCCUUUAAUGGACUUGCAAGUAGCACAGGAAGUAGUGGAUGUGUCAAGAGACCUGACUUGUGUGGUCACCGGCCUUUCCAGUGCAGAUACUGCCCCUACAGUGCCUCUCAGAAGGGAAAUCUGAAGACCCACGUUCUCUGUGUCCAUCGCAUGCCUUUUGACAACAGCCAGUAUCCAGACCGCAGGUUCAAGCGCUCCAGAGUUGACUCCGAAGCUUCUGGGAAUUUCGAGGAACCUGCAGCUGUCAAACCUGGGAGCUCAGCAGAGUUAACAGAGGAGGGCAGCAAGGCCCAGGAGUAAAGCCGCCGAACAAAUCAAUCUGUAUAUUGCAAUAUUAUAUUCCGCACCGUUUUUAGAUAUGCAUUUGGGCAGCAGCGGGUUGGCUUAACUUCCUUGCCGAAAAAACAAAAAAAACAAAUGCUGUGCAAAUUCCCAGAAGCAUACAGGAGAUUUAAGACAUUAAAGAUAUAUAGAGAUAGAGAUAUAUAGAUAUUAAAAAGGAGGGAAAAAAGGAAAAAAAAAUAACCCCAGCCCUUGAAAAUGGCUGUUAAACUGUUACCUGGCAACAAGUACUUCCAAACAAUGUAGGUGGUGGGGAUAAAUCUAGUGGGUGUUUCCCCCCCCCCCCCAGAAAACGUGAGCAGGUUGUAAAAAAAAAAUUAAACAAAAAGGGCAUUUCCAGUAUGAAAGUGAUCUUUGUCCAGAAAUAAAACUCUGACCAGACUUCUAAAAAAGAAAAGGAACAA